UUUGAACGGAGCAUGCGCACUAGAUUGUCGAUUUAGACUGUCUUUUCGAAAGUAGGAAAAAUAAUUUAAGUUUUAAGUUGUGAAAAUGGAAGAAUAUUUGGACAGUUUGGGAUAUUUUAAAAAACAAGUAGCAAGAGAUGGAUCAUGUCUCUUUAGAGCUGUUUCCGAGCAGGUUUUUCACACUCAGCGUUACCAUCUUGAAGUGAGGAAAAUCUGUGUUCAGUAUUUGGAUAAAAAUCAUAAAAUGUAUGAAGAUUUUAUUGAUGGUCCUUUUGAUCAAUAUUUAGAAAAUUUAAAGAAUCCUAAGGAGUGGGCAGGACAUGUAGAAAUAAAGGCUCUCUCUCAUAUAUAUAGGAGAGAUUUUUUAAUAUAUCAGGAAAUUGGAAAACCUCCAUGUAAAUCAACAAAUAAUGGUUUUUCUGAUUUUAUUACAUUGUGUUAUAGUCAUGGUAACCAUUAUGAUUGUGUGUAUCCAAAAUGUUUUUUGGAGUCUGCUGCUUUUUGUCAGUCUCUGGUGUAUGAAGUGCUGUAUAAAUUUGUUUUUAAAUUGGGAGAUGAAGUUGAUUUGGCAGUUGAGAAAAUGUUACAUGAUAAAGCAUAUUCUAAGCAAAGAAGAAACAAUAUUUUAAACAGAGAAUCUCACAGAGAAAGUUCAAAUUCCAUAUCAAAAGAAGAAUUGGGAGAAACAAAUGAAGAUGAAAAGGAAGAUGCAAGUACUGAAAUAAGAAAGGCACUUGCACAAGGAAUACCUCCAUUUCCUUAUAAAGUUGCAAAAGCACUUGAUCCAGAUAUAUACAGAAAUGUGGAAUAUGAUUUAUGGAAUGAAGUGAGAAAAGAACAAAUGAGAUGUGAACAAAUGAUUAUACCUGAUUUUGCUCCAGGGGUGAAAUGUUUGGUUCGCAUUGAAAAAGAUCAAGCAGAACCUUUUCAUGCUCAUAUUCAAGAGAUGGAUUCUAAUCAAGGUCCGGUCACUGUUUUUGUUGAAGAACUUGGUGAAAAAUGUACAGUACCAUAUGAAAAUUUGGAAGCCCUUCCAAUUCCAGCAUAUAAAGUAUUACCUUGGCAAGGUAUUGGAUCAAAACCAUAUAGAAUGUUGGGAGAAUAUUUAAGAUCAUCAUUUCAAGGAAAAUUGAAGAAUAAACAAAAAUUAUCCAGAAAAGAUAAUACAAAGGUUAGUUAA
Molecule: messenger RNA, 1180 nt
Organism: Centruroides sculpturatus (bark scorpion)
Lineage: Eukaryota; Metazoa; Arthropoda; Arachnida; Scorpiones; Buthidae
Product: putative bifunctional UDP-N-acetylglucosamine transferase and deubiquitinase ALG13
Exons: 14
Coding region: 86-1180 (364 amino acids)
Biological process (GO): protein deubiquitination
Molecular function (GO): cysteine-type deubiquitinase activity
Source: RefSeq, a predicted model, not a curated record